CCGGAAGUGCGCGGGGUGGCGACGACGGCGGCGGCGGUGGGGCUGGCGGAGUUGGAAGGACACUUUUUCUUCCCCACGUGGUCUGGAUGUGUGGUUGAUGACCUUGCCCCCAGAUGCUGAGGUGCCUGAAUCCCUGGCGCAGGCCAUUACUGAGCGGUAGUUGGAGUAGGCUGUGCCUUUUCAAGCAGUAUCUAUUUACAAUGAAGUUGCAGUCUCCAGAAUUCCAGUCACUGUUCACAGCAGGAUUGAAGAGUCUGACAGAAUUAUUUGUCAAAGAAAAUCAUGAAUUAAGAAUAGCAGGAGGAGCAGUGAGGGAUUUAUUAAAUGGAGUAAAGCCUCAAGAUGUGGAUUUUGCUACCACUGCUACCCCUGCUCAAAUGAAGGACAUGUUUCAGGCUGCAGGUAUUCGUAUGAUAAACAACAAAGGAGAAAAGCAUGGAACAAUUACUGCCAGGCUUCAUGAAGAAAAUUUUGAAAUUACUACACUGCGGAUUGAUGUUGUCACUGAUGGAAGACAUGCUGAGGUAGAAUUCACAACUGAUUGGCAGAAAGAUGCUGAACGCAGAGAUCUCACUAUAAAUUCUAUGUUUUUAGGUUUUGAUGGUACCUUAUUUGACUACUUCAAUGGUUAUGAAGAUUUAAAAAAUAAGAAAGUUAGGUUUGUUGGACAUGCUAAACAGAGAAUACAAGAAGAUUAUCUUCGAAUUUUACGAUACUUCCGGUUUUAUGGGAGAAUUGUAGACAAACCUGGUGACCACGAUCCUGAGACUUUGGAAGCAAUUGCAGAAAAUGCAAAAGGCUUGGCUGGAAUAUCAGGAGAGAGGAUUUGGGUGGAAUUGAAAAAAAUUCUUGUUGGUAACCAUGUAAAUCAUUUGAUUCACCUCCUCUAUGAUCUUGAUGUGGCUCCUUACAUAGGCUUACCUACUAGUGCAAGUUUAGAAGAAUUUAACAAAGUUAGUAAAAAUGCUGAUGGUUUUUCACCAAAGCCAAUGACUCUCUUGGCCUCAUUAUUCAAAGUACAGGAUGAUGUCACAAAAUUGGAUUUGAGGUUGAAGAUUUCAAAAGAAGAGAAGAACCUUGGUAUAUUCAUAGUUAAAAACAGGAAAGAUUUAGUUAAAGCAAUGGAUAGUUCAGAGCCACUGAAACCCUAUCAAGACUUCAUUAUAGAUUCUAGGGAAUCUGAUGCAAUGCCCCGCGUGUGUGAACUCCUGAAGUACCAGGGAGAGCAUGGUCUUCUGCAGCAGAUGCAGCAGUGGUGCAUUCCUCCAUUUCCUGUGAGUGGCCAUGACAUCAGAAAAGUGGGCAUUUCUUCAGGAAAAGAAAUUGGGGCUCUGUUGCAGCAGUUGCGAGAACAGUGGAAAAAAAGCGGCUACCAAAUGGAGAAAGACGAACUCCUAAGUUACAUAAAGAAGAGCGAAAAUUGAUGAGAGCUGGCACUAAAUAGCAGAAAAUUUGGGGUAAGGCUAGGUUUUCUUCUCUCCCUCUCAGUGAGAUUUAAGAGACUUGAAUGAAAGCCAGCUUGGAGGACCUUCUCAGAUCAACAGAGGUCUUUGUGAGUUUCUGGCAAUAAACUUAAGUCUACCUCCUCUUAAAUCUCAUUUAUAUCCUUGAACCUUCUGCUGCUUCUGGAAUAGUUCCUGCUGUGAAUAGUAUAGUUGGCUUCCCCUCUCUAGGGUUUAAUUUUUUUUUUUUCCUCCGGUGUAGCGCAUUACUGAUCUUAAAAAGUGGUAACUAUCUUUAAGAAAAAAGUGUUUGCUAUUGAAAUAACUACAUU
Molecule: messenger RNA, 1774 nt
Organism: Neomonachus schauinslandi (Hawaiian monk seal)
Lineage: Eukaryota; Metazoa; Chordata; Mammalia; Carnivora; Phocidae
Gene: TRNT1
Product: tRNA nucleotidyl transferase 1
Exons: 9
Coding region: 114-1424 (436 amino acids)
Biological process (GO): RNA processing
Molecular function (GO): RNA binding; nucleotidyltransferase activity
Source: RefSeq, a predicted model, not a curated record